Messenger RNA from Rhododendron vialii, 704 nucleotides. Its product is annotated as dirigent protein 23-like. The transcript has a single exon. Lineage: Eukaryota; Viridiplantae; Streptophyta; Magnoliopsida; Ericales; Ericaceae. Bases 53 to 628 code for a protein of 191 amino acids. The record is from RefSeq and is a predicted model, not a curated record.
UAUACACAAACAUGAAACCUGCCCAAACUGAGAGAGAGAGAGAGAGAGAGAGAUGGGGAGGCCAUCCAUAAGUGCAAUGCUACUUUGUUCAAUGUUGAUAGCCACGCCAAUGGUUCACUGCAUAGCUCAAGGACCAAAAGCUGUGGAAGAUUGGUUCCAAAACCUCAGCCACAAAAAGGAGAAGGUAACAAAGCUUCACUUCUACUUUCACGACAAUGUCAGUGGCAAGAACCCAACAGCCGUCCAAGUAGCCAAAGCCAACACGACCUUCACCUCACCCACGUUUUUCGGCCUGGUCAACGUAAUCGACGACCCAUUGACGGUUGGGCCAGAACCCGAUUCAACAAUUGUGGGCCGAGCCCAGGGGUUUUACGGUUUGGAUAGACUGGAGCAGUUGGGCCUGAUCAUGACUUUGAACUUUGUCUUCACUACCGGAAAAUACAAGGGUAGCACUCUCAGCGUCUUGGGCCAGAAUCAGGUACUUGAGACAUACCGCAAGCUCCCCAUCGUCGGCGGAUCCGGUGUUUUCCGACUAGCGCGUGGGAUUGCCACAGCGAAGACGAAUUUGUUCAACCUAACCACGGGUGAUGCUGUGGCUGAGUACCAUGUUAUUGUCAUUCAUUAUUGAGUACCUCAUCAUUGCCCCCAGUACUUUACCCUCUCUCUUUCCUGUCGUCUUUAUGCUAUGAUAUGGUAGUAUAUCA